AUGGUAGAAGCUGAAGCAUUUACUGCAAUAUAUCUCCCAUCAACUUCCAAAAGGCCUUGUUAUUGUUGCUUGAUACAUAAUAAAGAUCUUAAUAAUAUGGAAUUGUCCAAUAUUAUUUUAAGAACUCCAGAGAAUAUGAGAGAAAUUAUCGAUAAAGAACAAGCAUUUUCAGUUCAUGAAGAAUUUAAUUAUUUUUGGAAAUUCAAAAAUUUUAAUAUUUAUGAAGCAACAGUUUCGGAUCGAAUGCAUUUAUUAGAUCUUGGAAUAACAAAAUAUCUCCUGGAGUUUACUCAUGAAUAUUUACAACGAAAGAUUAGUAUUGAGACUGUUAAGGAAAUGGAUCACUGA
This is a messenger RNA of Rhizophagus irregularis DAOM 181602=DAOM 197198, 348 nucleotides long. RefSeq lists its product as uncharacterized. Lineage: Eukaryota; Fungi; Glomeromycota; Glomeromycetes; Glomerales; Glomeraceae. The record is from RefSeq and is a predicted model, not a curated record.